CCCGCGCCGCCCGCCGCGCCGCCGCGCCGGCGCCCACACUCGGGGAGCCGACGCGCCGACGAACACCGAGUUCGAGUUGCGUUCGUAUUCGUGUUCGACUCGAUGCGUUGAAGCCGACGAGACGAUCGACCGCUUCUUCCUGUUAUAGUUGGCGCCGUGCUGUAUAGAAAUACGAAGCUUUAAGGAUGCCGAUGUAUCAGAGGCCGGCGUUCUGGAGAGUUCCGCACCAGCGUCCCGACCCUGACGAUGAAGUCAGAAACUCUCGAAGAGGAUUGGUAACGCCGGGUACACCGGCCGGACGGGAACUGACGAGAGGCGACAUUAUCGCAAAGAUCGACCAUUACGACGCACGAGAUCUCCGACAUGAAGAUGCGCAAAACCUUUUCAAAAACGCACCCAAUCAAAUCAAACUAGUUGUGCAAAGGAGCAGUCCAAGUUCUCACCUGUACACGAUGCCGCGUUCUUCCAACAGCUUCUCAGGGCGCUCCCUGCUCAUGCCUUCCUACUAUCGUAUGGCCGAGACCGCAAGUCCUCUCCCGACGACACAAUGGCGCGGCCCGGAGUCCCUCCCCCGCAGCACGCCCGUGCCUCCGCAGACGCAAUACGCACCCCAACAGCCGCAAUAUGCCCCCCAACAGCCGCAAUAUGCCCCGCAACAGCCUCAAUACGCUCCGCAACAGCCGCAAUACUCCCCGCAACAACCACAAUACGCCCCACAACAGCCGCAAUACUCUCCGCAACAGACGCAAUACGCACCCCAUCAGACGCAAUUCGUCCCCCAACAGGAGGGCGAGUACAGGACCCUAAUGAUGUCUCCAGCGGCUUCCAAUCGCACAGAUGAAACCGUCGACGAGUCCAUACAAAGCCAGCCAUACCGCACGACGCCGCUGGUGCUACCGGGCGCCAAGGUGCGGCGCGAGCCCGGCCCCACGGAGAGCUACCUGCGCCACCACCCCAACCCCGCCAUGCGCGCGCCGCCGCACCACGACUACCGCGACACGCUCAUGCGCCAGAAGGUGGCCGAGUCGGUGUUGCAGCGAGUGGUCGGUGAAGAUUCGAACAAGGUGGUGCACAAGCAGUUCAACUCUCCUAUCAACCUAUACUCGGAGCAAAACAUUGCCAACUCGAUCAGACAGCAGACAUCGCCUCUGCCCCCCCCGAGCGCGCCCUUCGACCCCGCCACGUCGCCCGCCCUGCGCGCGCUGGCCGAGCUGGAGCCCGAGCGGCCCGCGCAGCCCGCCGCGCCCGUGCAGCACAAGCUGUUCAGCAAGAAACCGGCGCCGAUUCCGAAAUCUGUGAAACAGUCGGAAACGAAUCUGAAAGGAAAACAAACGACCUUCUCUAAUGGACAGGUGAGCUCGCUGCAAGAGGAGCACAUCCAGCAGUCGAACUCCUUCAAGCGCCUGAUGUACCACGUGCUGGGCGACGCGCAGGCCUAGGCCCGCGGGCCAGCCCGCUGCGCAGCUCUAAGGCUAACCAAUUAUGUUUAGGAUGCUAAUAUUUAAUGCUCCCAAAGUGUGUCAUGUUAUUUUUCGGUGGAUUUUCUAAUACUCGAGUAUUAGCGAUAUUAUUUAUUUACAAUAAGUAGGAAUGUAACUAUAAUUGUUUAUCACUAAGUUUCGGUAUCUUUGUACAGAAAUACUAUAUACGAUAUGAUGUAAACAUAAUGCUGUAAGAAAUGUUGAGUGUACCGUCUAGUCACUUCGCCCCGACUCGCCCGGGGGGGCGAGAAUGAGAUUCGAACAUUUUGAAAUAAAGUAUUUAUUUUUAUGUAAAA
This is a messenger RNA of Vanessa tameamea, 1777 nucleotides long. It is a transcript of the gene Zasp66, whose product is annotated as DNA-directed RNA polymerase II subunit RPB1. Gene Ontology annotation, cellular component: stress fiber; filamentous actin; adherens junction. Gene Ontology annotation, biological process: muscle structure development; actin cytoskeleton organization. Gene Ontology annotation, molecular function: muscle alpha-actinin binding; actin binding. The transcript is spliced from 11 exons. Lineage: Eukaryota; Metazoa; Arthropoda; Insecta; Lepidoptera; Nymphalidae. The coding region runs from base 186 to 1439 and encodes 417 amino acids. The record is from RefSeq and is a predicted model, not a curated record.